Vitis vinifera (wine grape) is the source of this 662-nucleotide messenger RNA. RefSeq names its product protein PAM68, chloroplastic-like. NCBI's taxonomy places the organism in Eukaryota, Viridiplantae, Streptophyta, Magnoliopsida, Vitales, Vitaceae. Bases 1 to 591 code for a protein of 196 amino acids. The transcript has a single exon. The record is from RefSeq and is a predicted model, not a curated record.
AUGGAAUGCUGCUCAUUUUCAACAACCACGCCGCUAAUAUCCCCACCUUCAUCGACUCCAGCACUCUACAUCUCCCAAUUCCCAAUCUCAACCCCUAAAUUAUACUCAAAAAACCGUUUGUUACACUCAACGCCGCCCUGUGCAAGCUUGAACCGGCCUAAAGGGUUUGGGCCUUCACCCAGGAAAACAGAGAAGAGGAAGAAGCUAAAGAAAAAUUACAGUGAUGAUGAAGACGAGGAGGAAGAAGAAGAAGAAGGCGCAGAAGCAGAGGAGGGCGUAAUUCCUGAGAUAGUGACGAACAGGAUGAUAAGCAGAAUGGGGUUUUCAGUGGGGAUUCCACUGAUGAUAGGGCUGUUGUUCUUCCCUUUCUUUUAUUAUUUGAAGGUGGGGUUGAAAAUUGAUGUGCCGACAUGGGUGCCCUUCAUUGUCUCCUUCUUCUUCUUUGGGUCGGCACUGUUGGGAGUGAGUUAUGGGAUUGUGUCCUCCAGUUGGGAUCCAUUGAGGGAAGGCUCCUUUCUGGGUUGGACUGAGGCUCAGAACAAUUGGCCUGUUUUCUGGCAGUCUCUUUGGGGCAGAUCUGGUAAGAAAUAGUAUGAUUUUGUUUUUAAUUUCAUGUAAUUUUUUAUUUAUAUGAAAAAUUAAGAAUCAUAAUGCUUCCAUCA